GUUUUGUGCCAGUAAAUGACGAACAUUAUAGUGCAUAUGUACUUUGAGCUGCGUUUUAAGGCUGCAGCUACAAUUGGUUGCAUAGGCAACACCAGCAUCAUUCUUGCCACCUGGUCACAUUGCUCAAUUGCAUACUUAAUGACGUCUGUCGCAUUGCUGUGCCGAAGUAAUUGUUGUUUAUUAAGUGCGCUAAAUGCAUGGCGCAAAGUUACAAUUGGAACAGGAGCAAUAACGCACAGACAUUACAGCAACAGCAUCAACAGCAGCAGCAGGAGCAGGAGCAGAUCUUCCGCCUGGCCACAGCGACAACUCGUCAAGCACGUUGCGCGCGCUUAUCAGUCUUCAAAGAGCAUGGACUCACCGCCGGAUGUCUUUCGUGGCGUGACGGAUCGUUUUCUGGGCGUUACGGUCGACUGCAAGGAUCUGAAAAUUGCUAACAAAUCGCAAUUCUGCGAAAAGCUGCACAAAUCUUUGGACUUUUGGCGUGCAAACAAGAAUCGUGCGAUUUGGUUUCGCGUCUACAAGGAGCAAGCCGAAUGGGUGCCCAUUUUGGCUGGGGCUGGCUUCGAUUUUCAUCAUGCGCGCACAGGUGUGGUCACCAUGUACCGUUGGCUGCCCACGCACGAGCAGAGCAAUCUGCCCAGCUAUGCGCACACGCUGCUCGGCGUCGGCGGCCUGGUGAUAAACGAUCAGAAUGAGGUGCUGGUUGUUUCCGACAAAUAUGCGAUAGCGAAGAACAUGUGGAAGUUGCCCGGCGGCUAUGUGGAGCCGCGCGAGAAUCUAGUCGAUUCGGCGGUACGUGAGGUGGUCGAGGAGACGGGCAUACGGACAACAUUCCGUUCAAUGGUCUGCCUGCGACACUCGCAUGGCGGCAAUUUCGACUGUUCCGAUAUUUAUGUGGUGAUCGGUCUGAAGCCGCUCAAUCUGGACCUGAAGCGUUGCGAACGCGAAAUCGCGCGCGUUUGCUGGAUGCCAAUGGAUGAGUAUAUGCGUAAUCCGCAGGUGCUCGAGGCGAGUCGCCUGUUUGUGCGCACCUAUCUGGACUAUCAGAAACGCGGACUGGACUUUACGUGCACCAAUAUGACGCAUCAGGUGCUUAAGAAGGAGUACCAGCUGUAUUACGUUGAUCAGGCGAAAGAUGACAAGGAAGUGCCAACAAAAUAGUGCAAUUGUGUGUAACU
This is a messenger RNA of Drosophila novamexicana, 1181 nucleotides long. RefSeq names its product nudix hydrolase 8. The record is from RefSeq and is a predicted model, not a curated record. Gene Ontology annotation, molecular function: ADP-ribose diphosphatase activity; NADH pyrophosphatase activity; NAD binding. The transcript has 5 exons. The coding region runs from base 16 to 1164 and encodes 382 amino acids. Lineage: Eukaryota; Metazoa; Arthropoda; Insecta; Diptera; Drosophilidae.